GCACCAUCUCAAAGGAACAUUUCAACAUGGCAUCCGGGGACAAUGUAGAGCCCUACAGUAAUCAAAUUUUCACGACGAAAGACCACAGAUCAUAGAGUAACCUCUAUGAUCUGUGCCAAAGACAUUGCUCGAUUUUCCUAACCUGUGAUUCUAACCAAACUUUCGGUUUGUUUUCGUUGCUUCAUGUCGCGUGUUCAGGAACAUUUUCGAUAAACUGUGCGGUUUUCAAUUGAAAAUGGACGCUUACGACAUAUUUAAAAAGUUAACGAAAGGCCUGAACAUCCGUAGAACGGAUUCCGCCGCGCGAAAAGUGGGAACAGCACAUUUUCAGGAAGCCGCCUCCGAUGUUAAGCUGGAAGUGAAGCAGGAGCCACUAAAGAAAGCCGACCGUCCGAAGGACGACCCGAUAACGCUGCUGAGCAGCCUCAGAAAGCAAGGCAGCGAGGAGCCGAGGGGCAAGAAGCGAAAGCUGCUGGAUGAGGAGCAGCUGCAGAAGAAGAAGCUGCUGUUGGAGCAAGAAGAGGUCAAUCACUAUAGAAAUAUUCACAACAUUACCGUGGUGGGUAGGAAAGUGCCAGCGCCAGCUAGAACCUUCUCUGACCUUAAAGUAAAGGAAAGCACCAUCGAAAACCUAAGAAAAUGCGGCUACGAGGAUCCGACCCCUAUUCAGAAACAAGCAAUGCCCAUAAUGCUACAAGGCAGGCAUCUGUUGGCUUGCGCCCCAACAGGCUCGGGAAAAACUGCAGCUUUCCUCGUGCCGAUUAUCGAGGCCCUGAAGGAGCCGCAAAAGCAAGGCUUCAGAGCUUUAAUUCUGUGCCCCACGCGCGAACUGGCCAGUCAAACGCAGAGGGAAUGCGUGCGAUUGUCAGAGGGCAUAGGCUUCAGAAUUCACAUUAUUGGCAAGGUUAACAAAGCUCUCACUCAGUAUGGGGCCAAAAGUAACAAGAAGUAUGAUAUUCUGAUCACCACUCCGAACCGGUUGUGUUUUUUGUUGAAGCAGGACCCUCCAGCCAUUCAAUUGUCCAACGUUCAAUGGCUGGUGAUUGAUGAGGCGGACAAACUGUUCGAAGAGGGAAGCAGGAGCUUCAGGGACCAGCUGGACCAAAUUCUCCAGGCAUGCAGCAGCAGCGACCGGAAAGUUGCUAUGUUUAGUGCAACCCACACUCCUGUAGUUGCUAAAUGGUGUGUCCAUAACAUGCCUGGACUGCUCCGAGUCACCGUUGGCCAGAGGAAUGCGGCCACUGACACGGUGGAUCAGAAGUUGCAAUUUGUUGGUUCUGAGCAAGGCAAACUCAUAGCAAUGCGUGACUUGAUCCGGCAAGGGAUCAGCCCGCCAGUGUUGAUCUUCGUGCAGAGCAAAGAACGCGCUCAGCAACUGUUCAACGAGUUGAUUUACGACGGGAUUAUGGUCGAUGCCAUUCAUGCUGACCGCACUCAAACACAGCGCGACAAUGUAGUGAAAUGCUUCCGUGAGGGCAAAAUCUGGGUGCUGAUCUGCACCGAACUGAUGGCUCGAGGGAUCGACUUCAAAGGCGUGAACUUGGUGGUCAACUACGACUUUCCUCCAUCGACCAUUUCCUAUGUCCAUCGGAUUGGACGCGCUGGACGUGCCGGCCGCACUGGCAAAGCGGUCACGUUUUUCACCCAGGACGACACUCCAUUGUUGAGAAGUGUGGCACAUGUGCUGAAAGAGUCUGGAUGCGACGUUCCCGAGUACCUGCUGGCGAUCAAGAAGAAGAACAAGAAGGCGAUCAAAGAGGUGGCAAGGAGGGCGCCAACGCGCGACGAGAUCACCACCGUGCCGAUUUACGAUCGGCUGAAGGGAGGCAAAAAGCAAAAGUUUCGGGAAAUUGCCAAAAGAAUGAAAGCCGCAAAGCAGUCGAAUCCCAAGAAGAUGGUCAAGAAGAGUUUGCAACAGCGCACUAAAACAAAGCAGGUUGGCGAAAAGAAAUUGAAAAGGGAGAAGAAGAAAAAACCUGCCUCCAAGCAGAAAACAAGAUAGAGUUAAUGUAGUUGUAAAAAUAUAAAACUUUAAAUCCA
Molecule: messenger RNA, 2040 nt
Organism: Dendroctonus ponderosae (mountain pine beetle)
Lineage: Eukaryota; Metazoa; Arthropoda; Insecta; Coleoptera; Curculionidae
Gene: ais
Product: probable ATP-dependent RNA helicase DDX52
Exons: 9
Coding region: 236-2002 (588 amino acids)
Biological process (GO): maturation of SSU-rRNA
Molecular function (GO): RNA helicase activity; ATP binding; nucleic acid binding
Source: RefSeq, a predicted model, not a curated record